UUAACCCGCAAUCGGUAAUGCUGUGUGCUACAUCAAUCAGCUGAUUUUCAUCUUGCUCUGAAAAAGUAGCAUCAAUCAGGAUUAAAAUUUAUAGUCAAUGAAGUUAACAUUUAUUAAUUAAAAAAUGGCAUUGUUAAAUAAUUUGCUACUUUUUUCAUUAAAGUAUGCAAGACAAGCUGUUCUUGUGAGAUCGGAAACUCCAAGUCUUGCCAGUGUGCGUCAUGCUUCAAAAAAGUCAGGAACGAGUACAAGAAUAAAGCCAGGACAUCCGAGACCAAAACAUCGAGGUUGGAAAGUUCAGGAUGGUCAUAUGGUCCAACCUGGUCGUAUACUUGUUACUCAACGGGUAACACGAUUUCAUCCUGGACUUCAUGUUGGUUUUGGUAAAAAUGGAACAUUGUGGGCUUUGGAGAAGGGCAAGGUAGCCAUAACUUGUGAAAAAGUUGACCUCAAUUGGGAUCACACUUGGAUACAGAGAUGUUACGGCGGACGACAAAAUCAACUAAUCUACAAGAAAUAUUUUAAUGUCAUACCAGAAAAACACCACACUACUUUUAAACUUGUGGAUCUCAUUUAAUCAACGGCAACAACAACUUUUGUUCAAUUUUAUUUUGUUAUCCUGUAAUCAAAAUUAUCAAUGGAAAAAAAAAAUUAUAUGAAUUAAGACAAUUGUAACGAUGAUCAUUUACACAGGUGAAAACAUAUUAGAUUCUGCCCAUUGGAAA
Molecule: messenger RNA, 725 nt
Organism: Venturia canescens
Lineage: Eukaryota; Metazoa; Arthropoda; Insecta; Hymenoptera; Ichneumonidae
Gene: mRpL27
Product: mitochondrial ribosomal protein L27
Exons: 3
Coding region: 125-577 (150 amino acids)
Biological process (GO): translation
Cellular component (GO): ribosome; mitochondrial large ribosomal subunit
Molecular function (GO): structural constituent of ribosome
Source: RefSeq, a predicted model, not a curated record